GCACGAGGGACAUGGUGGUAAGGGUGAACCUCGGCGCUAGCGAGGUGGACGCAGAGAAAAAUAGAUUGUCGUACGACAUCGGGGGCCGCAGCCUGGUACGGACAGGCGGGCGCAGCCCUUAUUGCUGAACGCGCUCCCUCGCUAACAUAGCUUCGUUUCCAUGAAUCUGCAUGGCUAAGAGCCGAUCUUUUAAUUUCAAAGAGGAGGGGCUUGCUGACCCUCUUGGUGAAUUUAGCAAUCUUUCUACUUUCAACUUGCUGGAAUUCGUCCACAACGAUAAUACGCCACUGGAUAGCCCCGAUCCUGCACGGCAACAAAGCAACGAAAGAAGCUUACAAGGGCUAGGACAUAGUCAGCAUCAAAAUCAGCAAGCUAUGUUCCAGAAUGCCACUCGUUUACCUGAUUCACCACCGAUAACAGAUAUCUCGGGCGCUGGAUCGUCUGGAUCUCCGGAAAGCAAUUCUGACGCUCCAUACUCUCCAGAAAACUAUCCAAAUUAUGUUGGUAUCCAUGGAAAUCUGAACAAUAAUGGACUUAUCCUUGGUGUUCCUGGUAUCAUGACACAUGAGCUUCAUCAAAAUCCUCAUGGUGCUGUAUCACAUCCGAUGACAUCUCCACAAAAUGGAUGUUUUAUGAGCCCUUACCCUCCUAGCCAGCCGACACCUGGUAGUCUGCCACAGGUCUCUCCUCCCGUCUCGAAUGGUCGACAUGAUAGUCAGCAAUAUAUUGUCAAUAGUGGCUACAGUGCUGGUUUGUUCAAUCUAUUGAACGUUUCAAGCGAAAGAAGCAUUAACAGUCAGCAGAGCGAAGCUCCAAGAAAGCGUCCACGGAACGACAGCCAGCUGCUUGAUCCCCCAAAAUUCCUGCCAACAUUCCCCGGGGUGGGGCAAGCGCCCGUAGCAGCCAGCCCCAUUGAUUGUAAUUACCAGGACGAAAACUUCUCGCAACAGUUCAAGGUGAUCAAAUUCUCGACGUUCCAAGAAGACCAGUGGAGCCCUCUGUACGACAUCAACCAUCAGCAACUGACGAAGUUGAAAAUUUGCGUUGUUGCCGAUAAGGGAUUCAACUACUCAAACUCCGAUGGUUGCUUUGUCAAUCAAAAGAAGAAUCACUUCCAAAUCUCAGUGAACAUCGAAGCCAAUGACGAGAAUCCGCCGAAAUUUGUCAAGGUAGAUGGAGUGAUGCAUCCGAUCAAAGCGAUCAAGUUGGCCUUUUGUGGAGUGAAAGCCGAAAUGCUCACCUCUGAGAUUCAAAUCAAACAAUCACAAACUGACCGCAAACCGAUACCGCACGAUCCCGUCAUCCUGAGCAUUCAUGCUCGCGAAAUCACAAAAGUGACGGUACCUAGGCUCCACUUUUCUGAGACUACCCUCAACAACCAGAGGAAGAACAAUCGACCGAACCCUGAUCAAAAAUAUUUUCUCCUCGUCGUGCGCCUACUCGCCUGUAUAGAAAAUGGACCACCUGCGCUCAUCCAGGCGCAGCAAUCAGAGAAAGUUAUCGUUCGGGCUACGAAUCCUGGAUCAUUCGAGCCACCGGAGAGUGACGUGCAAUGGUAUCGAAAUGGUGGCACGCUGGUUUGUCACGGACCAGUUGCGAUCGGUACGGAUCGCACUGCCGCAAAGCUCACUGUCGACGGAGACAUCUACAUCACAGGACAGAUGACGCGACCGUCCGACAUCCGCCUGAAAGAGGACAUUGUGGAGAAACCAUCUCGAGACGCACUUGAACAUCUGCAGCAGUUGCGCAUUGUUGAUUUCCGCUAUAAACCAGAAAUAGCUGAGCUGUGGGGACUGAGUGAGGAACAAAGAAAAAGGACCGGACUUAUAGCACAAGAGUUGCAAAAUGUCAUUCCCGAUGCUGUUCGAGAUAUUGGCACUCACUUGACUGUCGAUGAAUCGCGCAUCUUUUAUGAGACCGUGCUGGCAAUGCAGGAACUGUGCAGGCUGACGGGUGACCUGGACACCAAAAUUGACGACAAGGUCGAAGAGAUCAGUCAACGUUUAGCGCGAUAUGCUAGGAGAAAGAAACUCAUAGGUUCUAUCGCUUCAAACCUUAGCGAGCAAUCAUCAGGCAUCGUCAGCGACAACAAGAGCUACCUUUCGUAUUCACGAACUUCGCUUGCGUCCACAUCCCCCUCCAUAGCUAAAGAGAACAGGGACAGACGGAAGAUACGUACUUGUCGGUCGCAGUGUCAUCCUCAGGAACCGCUUUGCAAUUCAAAGUUGACCCAAGGCACCAUCAUCACCCUUGUCAUAGUAAUGGCUGCUUGUCUUAUCGCCAUGUCUGCUCUGUACGUGCUUGAUUGGCAUAACCGGAAUUACGGCUACCAGCAUCUCUACCCACCAAACGCUACCCCAUCGACAAAAUCUGGAGGCUCGGCAGAAGGUGUUGGGCAUAUGAUAUAUCAGAUAGACCAUCCAUAUCUACCGAUGCUACAACCGGAUGCACCAACGUUGAUGGCUUCAUGCCGAUCGAAACACUGUCAUACUUACUGUUGCGCGGAUCGAGCUGUCUACCGUUCUGUCAACAGAGUGAAUGAGAUGGAUGCUAUCGUGACUCUGGGCGAGCGCAGUAAGAAUAUGGUGGCCCGUAAUGCUCCGGAUGCUUCGGCAAAGAAGCCGCUUGGCACAGGCGUUCGAAUCUUGAUACCCACCCUCAAUGCUACCAUCGAUAGCCGUUAUUGUAUCGAGCAAAGCUGCAAUAAGAAACGUGGACGGUUUAACAUGUACAUCCCCGUAUCACCCUAUCUUCCGACGAUACCUCUGGAAAUUAUUUUCUCAGUACCAAAAGGAAAGCUUGUCAACAAUUGUGGGUACCUGGCAGAUUUUCAGCACAAAUACUGUCCCUUACAAAGUGACAGCUUCAGUGCAGAACGUUCACAGUAUCCUGUAGCGAAUCAGAUAGGAGACGAUAUUUUCGAGUUGUCUGUCGGCAAUUACCUCCAAUCUGCAUAUCGAUUCCGAGUUGGAUUCACGACAGAGUCGUGCUUCUCCAGCGAAGAUCAUCUUCAUGGAGGCUAUGAGGAGUAUAAUCUGAUAUUUUACCGCACUUGUGCGCCACCAACUGGAUCCACUGACGCACCUUCCGUGUGAUACGUCUAGUUUUGCGCAGGUGUACAUUUCCUUUCAAGCUCAUGCUUUUAUCUUUUAUCUUUUUUUCUUUUAUCUUUAUCUUUUUCAAAUAGAUUUCUCCUCUAUCCUCUUCCUUGUCAUUAACUAUAAUUAUCGUUGCAUUGCUAUGUGCCGAGUUAUCAUUGCAAUAUUCUUGUUUUAUGAACCAAUCUGAAAGUCUUUGUUCCGCUUAUCUCGGGAUCAUUACGAGUUACCUUGUCCUUCUGCAGGCCCUUUUACUUGUUGUUCAGCUGCUUAAACUAGCACUAACCGCAGCCCAGCGCGCUCUCAUCAUCUGAUACCCGACCUCCAGUCAUUCGUACCUCUUCAGGGCUCCAUACAUCCUUUCAGCACUGCAUCACGUUUUCUAUCCAUGCAUGCUUUCGCCAACUACAUUUAUCGCUAAACCGGCCAGUUACUGCCGUGGUCGAGCUCGCCUCGCGGUUUGUAAGCGUCUUCUUUCAUUACUAUCUUACUCUGUUGCUUCUUCAGUAUUAUUCCUACUAAUCCCUAGCAUUAGCAUCCAGGCCGGCAAGGAAAAGGGUGCAAUUUUGUGUAUAAACGGAGUUCGCCCUAUAAUCUACUAUAACGGAUUUAUACGUGUAUACAACGUUCUCAGUUGACAUCUUUUAUUUCAUCAAUCUUCCAGUCAUUUUUUGACCUGUGUUUCUUGUCUUCUCUGGAAUUGUCGUAAUCUGUACAAAUGGCGGUUCUUAUACUUUGCUUGAGUUACUACGUUAUUUUAUAUCAUUACUAAUAAUAAAAUUGCUACAGUAUGUAUGUAUAACGUGUAUUAACCCGGUAAUAUUGUGUACAACGCUGACAUAGAUUCAAUUAUUUGUUGAUCAGUUUUGCAUACUGUUAUAAAAUCUUCCUUGGAUAUUCGUCCUCGUUUGCCAAUAUCGAAUUUCUGGAAUAAAGACAUCUCUC
This is a messenger RNA of Cylicocyclus nassatus, 4043 nucleotides long. The record is from the annotation of a GenBank genome assembly. NCBI's taxonomy places the organism in Eukaryota, Metazoa, Nematoda, Chromadorea, Rhabditida, Strongylidae.